Molecule: messenger RNA, 11172 nt
Organism: Mirounga angustirostris (Northern elephant seal)
Lineage: Eukaryota; Metazoa; Chordata; Mammalia; Carnivora; Phocidae
Product: zinc finger protein 875-like
Exons: 5
Coding region: 102-2042 (646 amino acids)
Biological process (GO): regulation of DNA-templated transcription
Molecular function (GO): zinc ion binding
Source: RefSeq, a predicted model, not a curated record
UGCCCGAGCCUCAGCCUCAGGAUCGGCAACGUGCACCCUGCGUCACGUCUAUCUCUGAGACUUUGCCCUUCUCCAAGGACAGCAUUCAGGAGACCAGGAAAAUGGCCACGGGGCUCCUGAAAGCCAAAAAAGAGGCAUUCGUGGCAUUCAGGGAUGUGGCUGUGGACUUCACCCAGGAGGAGUGGAGGUUGCUGAGCCCAGCUCAGAGGACCCUGCACAGGGAAGUGAUGCUGGAGACCUACAAUCACCUGGUCUCACUAGAAAUUCCAUUUUCCAAACCAAAACUCAUUUCUCAGCUGGAGCAAGGGGAAGAGCCCUGGAUAAAGGAGAAACAACAUCCACUGGGCCUCUGUCCAGCAGGAUCAAAGCUAAACAUUCAACCUUGUCCCCACUGCCCACUGGCAUUCGCUAGUCAGCAAGGCCUCAGCCAGCAUGUGUGGUUCAGUCACCUUCCUCAGCUCUUCUCAAGUUUAUGUGCAGGAAACCAUCUCCCCCUGGGGAAGCACUAUCCAGAAGAUCAAAACCAGCAGCAGAAGCAACUCUUUGAUCAAACCUGCUGGAGUGACAAAGCAGAAAUUCAAGAGACAGAAGAAGACUCCAAGCCCUUGUUGGGGAGAGUAAGCAAAAGAGGCACUUCAGAGGCGUUGUCCAGCCCACGGCAAGAACAGCCAGUAAGGUCCAAGCAAGACAACACAGCGGUGGACACAGGGCCCAGCCGAGACCAGAGGACAGACCUUGGGGGAACAGACAAAGUGUUGCAUGGUGUAGAAGUCUCAGGAUUUGGAGCAAUCAAAUAUGGGGAGUUUGGGCUAGGCUUUAUGAGGGAGUCAAACCUGCUCAGCCUCCAGAAGAUGCACGCAGGGGAGACACCUUACAUGUACUCCGAGUGGGGACGGAGCUUUAGCAAUAUGUCAGCCCUCAUCAAAAACCAGAGGACACCCUCUGGGGACAAGCCUUAUGUGUGCAAGGAAUGUGGACGAGGCUUUACCUGGAAGUCAAACCUCAUCACACACCAGAGGACACACUCAGGGGAGAAACCUUAUGUGUGCAAGGAGUGUGGACGAGGCUUUACUUGGAAGUCAAACCUCUUCACACACCAGAGGACACAUUCAGGGGUCAAGCCAUAUCUGUGCAAGGAAUGUGGGCAGAGCUUUAGCCUGAAGUCAAACCUUAUCACACACCAGAGGGCACACUCGGGGGAGAAGCCUUAUGUUUGCAGGGAGUGUGGGCAUGGCUUUCGCCAGCAUUCACAUCUCAUCAGACAUAAGAGGACACAUUCGGGAGAGAAGCCCUAUGUGUGCAGGGAGUGUGAGCAAAGCUUUAGCCAGAAGUCACACCUCAUUAGGCACUUAAGGACACACACAGGAGAGAAGCCUUAUGUAUGCACAGAAUGUGGGCGCCAUUUUAGCUGGAAAUCAAACCUCAAGACACACCAGAGGACACACUCAGGGGUUAAACCUUAUGUAUGCCUGGAGUGUGGGCAGUGCUUUAGCCUGAAGUCAAACCUCAGCAAACACCAGAGGUCACACACAGGGGAGAAGCCAUUUGUGUGCAGGGAAUGUGGGAGGGGCUUUACCAGGAAAUCAACCCUUAUCACACACCAGAGGACACACUCAGGGGAAAAGCCAUUUGUAUGCAGGGAGUGUGGGCGAGGCUUUAAUGAUAAGUCAACCCUCAUUUCACACCAGAGAACACAUUCAGGGGAAAAGCCUUUCGUAUGCAGGGAGUGUGGUAGAAGGUUUAGCCAGAAGCCAAACCUAUUUAGGCACAGGAGGGCACACUCAGGUAGCAUACCCUUUGAGUGCAGGGAGUGUGGGCAAGGCUUUUGUGAUAAGUUAACUCUCGUCACACACCAGAAGGCACACUCAGGGGGGAAGCCUCACGUGUGCAGGGAGUGUGGGCAAGGCUUUAGCCGGCAGUCACACCUUAUUAGACAUCAGAGGAUACAUUCGGGAGAGAAGCCUUAUAUUUGUAGGAAGUGUGGGCGAGGCUUUAGUCGGAAAUCAAACCUCAUCAGACAUCAGAGGACACACUCAGGAUAGAAACCUUGUAUGUACGAGUGUAGUGGAAUCUUUAACCAAGACUCAUACGUCGUGAGAUGCCAAAAGUCACACCUAGGGCUGUGGCUUUAGUAGUAAGUCAGCCAUUGCCAGACACCAAGGUGGAGACAUCUUAUGUGUGACAGGAGUGUUCACGAGCCUCAUGGUAAGAGUCCACAUCUCCAGUCCACAUGAAGGAGAACUGCUGGCUCAUUUUCAGGAGCUUGGCAUUCCCUGAUGGGGUUGGUGGGUUGUGGAAGAUCUGUCAGGUAACGUGAUGGAAGGGGUACUUUUAAGUAGGUUGAAAUUAGGGAAUGGAGGCUCUUCUAAUGUCAUUUCCCAAGAAUACUUGGACACUCCUUAUACAGUAGCCUGGAUGUUAGAGAAACAGCAACACUAGAGCUCAUCUCUUAAUGUCUGCCUUACCUUCUGAGAACAAGAGACUUGACAGAAACCAUGGCCGACUUAAUCUUGGUUUCCCAGAGCAUGACCCAGCAGAGUCAGCUUCAGGGAGAGUUUGGGAAAGGGUGAAUACAUGGGAUCAGAGAUGGUGCAUGGGUAGAAGAAGGUUUUAUUAUGCAAAGAGCUGACUGGUGAGAAAGACUGUGACUAUCCUAGCUCUAGGUUUUGGGAAGAAGUAUCCAUUUUUGCUUGUUUCCUGGGACCCUCUCUGGUUUCCAAGUUGAAUCCAUACUAAAGAUAUUUUUAUUUACUGGUGUAUUUAGACUAGAAACGUAUUCUAUGCUUUCAUGAAGAAAACACACAUAUACAGAAAUAGAAAAUGAAAUUACUUUCUAUUCUUCUUUGAAUUACCAUACUACAUCCCACAGGUAAUUCUUUGGUUUAAAUCUUUCCAACCAUUGUAAAAUAUAUGAUUUUUCUGGUUUGGAAUACUCUCUUUUUGAGAAUGGUGGUGUCCCACAGAUUCAUGUAUAAUUCUGAGCCAAGGCCCAAUUUUUUUUCACAGAAGUUGACUAAAUGAUUCUGAGUUUUAUUUGGAAAGUAGAAUUUUGAGGAAUGGUGGGAUAUUAAGGACUGUAUAAUAACAUGUCUUUUUAUCUGUGGACAGAUACCUAGAAUAGAACCAUAUAAAAAUAGAAAAACUCACUUGUAUAUGAGUAUUUAGAAAGUGAGGAAGCAGGAUUUCAAGUUAUUAUGAAAAUAGCAAGUACAAGAUUCAGUGUUUGGGUCAUUGGCUCUCAACUGAGGGAAAAAAUAAACAUAGGUUCCAAAGUCUCAAUAUCCAAAGUUAGAGUUAGGAAAUCACUAGCUCAGAUAAUAUGAGGUACAGAGGUCUUUUUAAUUGAAUUUAAUUUUUUAUUUUAAGUAGGCUCCAUGCCCAACAUGGGGCUUGAACUCACAACCCUGAGAUUGAGUCACAUGCGCUAGUGACUGAGCCAGCCAGGCACCCCAAUGUGUAGGAGUCUUAGUUUUCGUUCAAAAUCCAAGUUUCAGUGGAGUGAGAAGAACCUGGUGAAGAAUUAUGGAAUAUUAUCCUAGAUGGAGCUGCUGGUGUGGCUUGCCCUUCUCAUUCCUUCCCAUGGUAAAUCCUGGCCUGCUAUUUCUCCUUCUCAAUAGAAAAAUACUUUUGAGAGUUUUAAUCUCUUUGCAUCUUAGAAUUGAAUUACUCUUUUCCAUAAAAUGAUGUCACAAAAAUAAGGAUUCCAAAAGUAAACAUGUAUCUUUUUUACUGUUUUUUUUUUAACUUUAAGAAGAAAUAUUUCAGUUUUCAUUGUAAUCAGUCUGUAAAUCCAAAAGAUCUUGCCUUAAAUUAUUUAAAAUUCUCAACAACAAAAAAUAAAGCAUUGCUGAUAUCUGAAGAUUCAAACAGAUUCAAAGAGACUCAAACCCGGGGAGGCAUUUAUAUAGAACAGCAACCAAACAGAGACCGGAAAUGGUAGAAAGAUGCCCUACACUUUGGCCCUACCCAGUGUCCACCUGUACUGAUUCUUAAAUCUGCAUUAGAUCCUCUGCUUAGAACCUCUCAGAAGACAGAAUUGGAACAGGCCACCUGAGUUCUCCACUUGGGCCUAGCAUUAAAACCUGUGUGCAAGUCUGGAAGCUGAUUAGGAGGCAAGCACUGGAUGGUGUUCAUAUAUGUGAAUCUUCAAAAUCUUACGGUUUUCUUUUUUUUUUUUUUUAAAGAUUUAUUUAUUUAUUUGAGAGAGAGAGAAUGAGAGAGAGAGAGAGAGAGAGUACAUGAGAGGGGGGAGGGUCAGAGGGAGAAGCAGGCUCCUCGCUGAGCAGGGAGCCCGAUGCAGGACUUGAUCCCGGGACUCCAGGAUCAUGACCCGAGCCGAAGGCAGUCGCCCAACCAACUGAGCCACCCAGGCGCCCUGAUUUUAUUUUUCUUUUUCCAGUCUGUCUGGACUAGCUAUCUACCAGUGCCCCAUAUUUCAUAUCCUGAGAUAGAUAACAGCUCUAGAUGUUUAAAACAAACAAAAAGUGCCCGAGCUCAACCACUGCCCAUCCUACCACUCCUAUGGUUAAGUAAUAGACUAUACUGCAUGAAGAAAAAUUUGGAGAAAAGAUGAUGAACAGUAUGAAAUAAUAUCACUUCAAAUCCAUAAGCCUGUUAUGGUCACCACUGAAAUCUGUUUCAAAAGGGGGUGGCAGGGGCACCUGGCCGGCUUAGUCAGGUAGAGCAUGGGACUCCUGAUCUUGGGAUUGUGAGUUUGAGCCCCAUGUUGGAUGUAGAGAUUGCUUAAAAAAAAAAAAAAGUAAAAGAAAGGGGUGACAGUAACUAUUCUGUUUUAACUUAUUAUGGAUCAGUGGUUCUCUAAGUGUGGUCAGAGGAUGUUUGGGGGCCCUUUCGGGUGAUAUACGUGGUUAAAACAAAUUUCAUUAUAACACUAAGACCUGAUUUGCUUUUUUCUCUUGUGCUGAAAUUUGCACUAAUUGUGCAAAAAGCAAUGGUGGGGAAACUGCUGGGCCUUUAGCUUGAAUCAGGACAGUGUUAUCAAACUGUACUAUAGUUCUUGUGUUCUUUACCACCACACACUUGUGGUAAAAACUUGCUAGUUCCACUUAAGAAUGUUCUUCAUAAAACAGUUAAAAUUAGUUUUGUUGAACUUGACCCUGAGUACAAAAAUUUUAAAUUAUACUUUUUAUUUUGAGAUAAUUUUAGAUUUACAUGCAUUUGUAAGAAAUUAUGUAGAGAGAUCCCAUGAGCUCUUUGCCCAGUUUACCCCAAUGGUAAUGUCUUGCAAAACUAUAAUGUUACAACCAGGAUAUUAAAAUUUCUAUAUAUAUUCAUCUUCUAAGUAUUUUAUGUGAUGAAGAGAGAAAGGCACAUAAAGUUUUUAUUCAUGCCGAAAUAUCAAGUUGUUUCCAGGAAAUGCACUUUUAUGAUUGUUUGAGUUGUGAGCUGAACUAGCCACCUUUUUAUGGGCACCAAUUUUAUUUGAAAGAGUAACUGACAAAUUUUGAAUAAGAAGAUGAAGACCGGUAUAUCUGCUAAACAUUUUGUCAAAAAUGAAGUGAUUUAUAAAACCUGACAGUAAAGAAAACUGGUAGUAAUUUUUGUUAAUUAAUUAGCAAAAAAAUUAGCCACUGUUAAGCGGCUGCCUUCGGCUCGGGUCAUGAUCCCAGGGUCCUGGGAUCGAGCCCCGCAUCAGGCUCCCUGCUCAGUGGGGAGUCUGCUUCUCCCUCUCCAUCUGCCUGCCGCUCUGCCUGCUUGUGUUCGCUCUCUCUCUCUCUCUGUCAAAUAAAUAAAUAUUUAUAAAAAAACAGUGUCUGUCACCAUGAACUUGAUAGCUUUCUAAUACUUAGUCUUUUGUGAUGAGAUUACUAAUGAUAUUAAUGAAUGUGAUUUUGUAAUACCAUAUAAUGAAAUAUGUCAACAUUUGGAAGGUCUGCCUAACUCAUUGAACCAGUAUUUUCUAAAUGAUUACUGUGUGAUGCUACAAGAUCAUCUGUGGUGAUAUUAAAGUAUAAGAUAGACAAAUGGAUUUUUUUUUUUUUUUUUUUUUUGAAAGAGAGAGACAUAGCGAGAGAGGGAACACAAGCAGGGGGAGUGGGAGAGGGAGAAGCAGGCUUCCCGCUGAGCAGGGAGCCUGACGCGGGGCUUGAUCCCAGGACCCUGGGAUCAUGACCUGAGCCAAAGGCAGACGCUUAACGACUGAGCCACCCAGGCGCCCCGACAAAUGGAUUUUAAUUUAAGAGAAGCUAGAGGUGCCUGGCUUGCUUGGUUGGUGGAGCAUGCAGCUCUUGAUCUCGGAGUUGUGAGUUCGAGCCCAACCUUGGGGAUAGAGUUUACUUAAAAAAAAAACUGCAAAAAAAAAAAAAUUUAAAAUGAAUACCAAUCUUAGAGAGAUAAAGGUCAGAUUCCACAUUACAGGAACAUUUAAGAAGUUACCACUUGUUGAUUUUUGGUGUAGUGUCAAUAAUACUGACAAAUACCUGAAAAGGCCAUUAGAAUACUUCUUCAUUUUUAAAUUCUGGAUGUGUGAGUCCAGAUUUUCUUUAUCUUGGCAGAUUAAAUGCAAGAGCACACUGGGAUGCCUGGGUGGCUCAGUAGGUUGAGUGUCCAACUCUUGAUUUUGGCUCAGGUCAUAAUCUCAGGGUUCUGAGAUCAAGCCCCAUGUCAGGCUCCAUGCUGGGUGUGGAGCAUGCUUGUGAUUCUCUCCUUCUGCCCGUCUCGCCACCCCCCUCUUAAUAAAUAAAUAAGUAAAUAAAUAAAUAAAUAAAUAAAUAAAUGCAAGAGCACAUAUAAAAUAUCAGCUGUAUUCUGUUACACUUAUGAUUAAAGAGAUUAUAAAAUAAUGCCACUCUUCUCACUGAUUUAUUUGGUUAUUUUUUUUUUAAGAUUGUAUUUAUUUAUUUGACAGAGAGAGACACAGCGAGAGAGGGAACACAGCAGGGGGAGUGGGAGAAGGAGAAACAGGCUCCCUGCGGAGCUGGGAGCCCGACGCAGGGCUCGAUCCCAGGACCCUGGGAUCAUGACCUGAGCCGAAGGCAGACGCUUAACAACUGAGCCACCCAGGUGCCCCUAUUUGGUUAUUUUUUGGUGGAAAAUAUUCAAACUCAAGUGGAAGUAAAACACUUUACUUUUCAUUUUAAGUGCAUUGUUUCUAGAUGUUUAUGGUCUUGGGGUGCCUGGCUGGCUCAGUAUGCAACUCUUGGGUUGUGAGUUUGAGCCCCACCUUGGGUGUAGAGAUUACUUAUAAAAAUAAAAAUCUUUAAGGGUGCCUGGGUGGCUCAUUCGGUUAAGCGUCCGACUCUUGGUUUUGGCUCAGGUCAUGAUUUCAGGGUCAUAGGAUUGAGUCCCAAGUCAAGCCCCACAUUGCAUUCCAUGCACUCAGCACAGAGUCUGUUUGGGAUUCUCUCUCCCUUUACCUCUGUGCCUCCCCCUGCUAUAACUAACUAACUAACUAAAUAAAUAAAUAAAAUCUUUUUAAAAAAUAAAAAUCCUUAAAAAAAAGUUUAGGGGUGCCUGCAUGGCUCAGUCUGUAGAGCAUAUGACUCUUGAUCUCAGGGUCAUGAGUUUAAGCCCCAUGUUGGAUAUGGAACCUAUUUACAAAAAAAUAAAAAAUGUUUAGAUGUUUAUGGUCUAUAGCACAGCAAACAAUACUUCACAUAAAUGCCAGAAAAAAAAAAGUUACACAUUAUAAUACCUAACAUACUAUUAACAUCUAUGCCUUAUAUAAUUUAAACAAGACACGGGGCAUCUGACUGGCUUAGUCGGUGGAGCAUGUGACUCUUUUUUUUUUAAAGAUUUUAUUUAUUUAUUUGAGACAGAGAGCAUGAGAGACAGAGAGCAUGAGAGGGAGGAGGGUCAGAGGGAGAAGCAGACUCCCUGCCGAGCAGGGAGCCCGAUGCGGGACUCGAUCCCGGGACUCCAGGAUCAUGACCUGAGCCGAAGGCAGUCGCUUAACCAACUGAGCCACCCAGGCGCCUGAGCAUGUGACUCUUGAUCUCAGGGUCAUGAGUUCGGGCCCAUGUUGGGUGUAGAGAUUACAAAAAUAAAUAAAUAAAGAAAUAAAUAAACUUAAAAAAAAAUUUAAACUAACCAUAGAAGAAAAUUACCAAAUAAGCAAAACAAAUGCAAAGAAAAUGCUUGUUAACACCCACUGACAGAUGUAAACCUACAAUCUGAAGUAUGCUGUUCUAUCUGGACACAACACAGACAUCUUGAGGAAUCUCUUUUGCUAGAACUAAAUUGCAUAAUUACUUAAUCUCCUCCGUGCCCAUAGCUAUGUCUCUUUCUGAAUAUUCUUGCCAAUUAUUUUUCUAUUUUUUUAAUUAAAAAAACUUUAUUCUUUUAAUCACAUUUUCAAUGUGUCUUUUUAUUUUAUGUUUUAUUAUUUUCUGUUAAUUACUAACCUCUUGAAGCUAAUUUUUAUUGCUUUUUGAAGCUUAUUUAAUCAUACUUAAGGCUUUUUUUAACCCUUUUCCUUUUUUCUUCUGAAAGUCAAGUCAGUUAUAAUUUUUAUUUUUAUUUUUAUUUUCUCCUUUAGCCAAGAAUUACUAUUUCUACAAAUGGCUAGAUGGAUGAGUUCAUUUUUAGAAUCUCCUAGUGUUUAGUUUUUUUAUUUUAUAGCUUUAUAGUCAAUAUAUUUUGUGAUUUCUUCCAUUUUAAUUCAUAAAAUUUAGUUUUGAAUCUAAUCAAGUUCUGUGAAUUUUCAUGUUAUCUUAAAAAGCAAGUGUUUAACAUGUGUAUAUGUAUAUUUUAACAAUAUUAUACCAAAAUUAACACAAAAGUUUGCAAACUGAUGUUUUUCUAGUUACCUCAUCAUUCUCUUGUUUUGUAUUGAUUGUUUUUUAUUUAAUUUAUAUUAUAUGCUUAACACAUGUAAAAUUAGAUUUGUAAUGUAAAUAUAGGUGUAAGUAAUAUUAAUAGAACAAACACCAUUGUAUUCACCCCAGCAGAAGAAAUUAGCCUUAAUUAUCUUUAAAAACUUAGCACUUCCAUUUCUGUAAGUGGUUAUAAUAAAUAAAUUUAUGAUCAUGUUAAGAAACUUUUCUCCAGGGCGCCUGGGUGGCUCAGUUGGUUAAGCGACUGCCUUCAGCUCAGGUCAUGAUCCUGGAGUCCCGGGAUCGAGUCCCACAUUGGGCUCCCUGCUCAGCGGGGGGUCUUCUCCCUCUGAUCCUCUUCUCUCUCGUGCUCUCUGUCUCUCAUUCUCUCUCUCUCAAAUAAAUAAAUAAAAAUAAAAAAUAAAAUCUUGAAAACAAAAACAAAAACUUUUCUCCAGGUAUUUCCAUCAAAGUUUGCUUAAUACAUUUCAAAGCUAUUUUAUUUAGAUCUAUAGAAAUUAAUAACUUUAAAAAAAAAUUUUAUUUUAUUAUGUUAUGUUAAUCCCCAUACAUUACAUCAUUAGUUUUUGAUGUAGUAUUCCAUGAUUCAUUGUUUGUGCAUAUCACCCAGUGCUCCAUGCAGAACAUGCCCUCUUUAAUACCCAUCACCAGGCUAACCCAUGCCCCCACCCCCCUCCCCUUUAGAACCCUCAGUUUGUUUCUCAGAGUCCAUGGUCUCUCCUGGUUCAUCUCCCCCUCCGAUUCCCCCCUUCAUUUUACCCUUCCUACUAUCUUCCUUUUUUUUUUUUUUAACAUAUAAUGUAUUAUUUGUUUCAGAGGUAUAGGUCUGUGAGACCACAAAAUUUAAGAAGACCUUAGGGCACUUGUGAUGAGCACUGGGUGUUAUAUGAAGUGAUGAAUCACUAAAUUCUACUCUUGAAACUAAUAUUAAUUUAGAUUUCUAAACUUUAAAUGUAAGAACAAAAGUUAAAAAGUUAUUAGCAAAAAACAGGAAUAUAUGCAUGACCUAUUUGGCAAUAGAUUCUUAGAUUUGACACCAAAAGUAUGAGCAAUACAAAAUUUAGAUACAUCGAACUUCAUAAAAAUUAAAAACUGAAUGUGCAAAAAAGGAUAUUAUCAAGAAAGUGAAAUGACAAUAUAUAGAGUGGUACAAAAUAUUGGCAAAUCAUAUAUCUGAUAAGGGUUUAGUAUACUGAAUAUAUAAAGGAUUACUACAACUUAGAACAAAAUAAUGAUACAAUUUAAAAGUGGGCAGCGGUGCCUAGCUGGCUCAGUAGGUUAGGUCAUGUGACUCUUAAUCUCUGGGUCCUGAGUUCAAGCCCCAUGUUGGGCAUAGAGCCUACUAAAAAAAAAGGUGGGGGGGCAAAGAUUGAGGUUGAAUCAGUCACCAGUGGCCAAUGAUUUAAUCAACUGGUCCUAUUAAUGAAGCCUCCAUGAAAACCCAAACAGAUGGGGUUCAGAGAGCUUCUGGGUUGGUGAAUCCAUGGAGAUUUGGGAAGACUGGUGCUCAGAGCAUGGAAGCUCCAGGCCCUUUUCUCAUACCCUGCUCUAUGCAUCCCUUCCUUCUGACUGUUCCUGAGUUACGUCCUUUCAUAAUAAAUCAGUAGUCUAAGCCAAGAUGGAGCUGUACCUGCCUGGGGUGCCAUAUCAGCAAACUAAAACUUAGAUAACUUUUGUGUCCCUGUAAAUACUCUAUUUGACCAGAAAUGCAAUCCAGUCAGCUAAUCCUCAAAUGCCAAGCCAACUCUGGGCCUUCUCACUCCCAACAAGGUUGACUAUGUGGCCCCAGCCAAUCAGAUAUUUUCUAUUUGUCUCUUCCCUCUUCUUUAUUCUUUAUCUUAUAAAAACUUCUUGCCUUCCAACUCAUUUUGUAGUUCCCUGAGACUGCCCAUGAGUGUUAAAUAAACUUUGUUCCUAUCACCAAAUAAAUAAAUAAAUAAAUAAAUAAAUAAAUAAAUAAAGUAAGUAAGUAAGUAAGUAAGUAAGUAAGUAAGUAAGGGCCAAGUUCUUGAGCAGACAUUUCUCCAAAGAAUGGCUAAGAAACACAUAAAAAAAUGUUCAUCAUCAUUGGUUAUUAAGGAAAUGCAAAUCAAAACCACAAUAAGAUACAACUUCACACCCAUUAGGAUACCUAUAAUAAACAAAUAAAAAAGGAAAGUAACAAGUGUUGGCAAGGACAUGGAAAAUUGGGGAUCUUCAUACAUUGCUGGUGGCAAUGUAAAAUGGUGCAGUUACUAUGGAAAAUAAUUUGGCAGUUCCUAUAAAAUGAAACUUGCAGUUACCGUAUUAUCCAGCAAAUCCACUUCUGGGUAUAUACCCAGAAGAAACAGGUACUCAGAACAAAAUCUUUCUAUUUUAUCAUUUUAUUUUAUUUUAU